GCUGGCUUUGCUGCCACCCGAAAACCUGGGUUUGGGACUUGGGUGCCAUCGCUAAAUUGUCUGGUUCCAUCUGCAGUCGCAUUUCUUCUUUUCCGGUCCCUCUGCUCAACUCCUUUCCUAUCUUCUUCACAUGAGUGUGUGUUUUUGUCUGUGUGUACUUGUGUAUGACUCACCUUUUGAAUUUCAGCCUGCCACGCGGCUCGGAAAGACCCAGGAAAUCUGCCAAAAUGAAAAGCAACUUGUCUUUUGUGUCACUUUUGUGGAGUGGCCUGUCUUUCCGUUUUUGGCCGGAAUUGGUGAGGCGCAGCUGCUUCUUGUGCCUCUGACUGUGGAAAAGGUGCUUUGUAUCUGCUCAGAGUACUGCCACCUGCUUGGUUUUGUUCACUCCUUCCUGCCCAAUCAAGCAAGAACAGGGGAGAAGGAGGCAGCUGAUGUUUAGCAAACGAGAGCCUUCCCUUGAAAACCCUGGGACCCCUCCUAGCCUUGUUUGAAGAAACCUAGGAAAAGGUUCUGACUUGCCUUCACAUAUUCCAUACCAAGAGGGCCCCAGGCUCUGGGAUUUUGCUGCCAUGGAAAAAUCAAGAUCCUUGUUCCAGCAAAUAAGUGGCUACAAGAUGCUCUUUGUCUUCUUCCUCCUUUUUAAGACAGGUAUUCCUGUAGAUGGACAAAAUACAAGCCAGCUUCCUAGCACAACAAAUGUGACCAACAAUACAGAAACAACAGAAAGUUUAUCUGCAAACUCCUCACCUCUUGCAUUGUUGAAUUCUACCAUUUUUCCAAACGUUUCCAUGCCAUCUGUUAGGUCACUUCCUGAUGCCACCAUAUCUAGCACUCUAGCACCUAGCAUGAGUAUAACAACCACAGUGCAUCAAGCAGUGGCCCUCAGGACAAAACCUCCAGUUUCAAAACAGGAAAUAAUACAGUCUCCCACUGCAGUGAUUGCUGCUGCCCCAGAAGACACAUCAAUCCAAAAGAAAAGUUCCACCCCUGUCCUAGAUAAUGUCACCUCCUCCACCAAGGAAAAAAUUCUACACCCUACAGAAGCAGUGGUGGUACAAGGAUCCUAUACAACUCUUGGCCAGAAGAACAUUCCCACUGAAAAGACUGUCCCACCAGACUUUGAUACAACUGUUGCUAAGAAGGUAUCCCCUCCAACAAAGGAUUUUGGAAAGAUCUCCCAAGGGAUCCUCUCUGAGCCAACACCAUCAAAGACCACAGGACCAAGACAGGGCAAAACAGAGACAACAGUGCCAGGUCCAGAUAUUCCACAAGUAACUCAGACAUAUGAGACUGGCAGCCACUAUAAGCCUCACCCUUUCACCUCAUUGAUGACACCAGUCAGCAUAGAAUCUGUCUCUCCUGGUAUGAGCACUUCAGGGAAGAAUUACACUGCCAUCAUUUUGGCCAUUGUUUUCUCCAUUCUCCUGCUCGUAUGCCUCCUUGCUUUUCUGUAUUGUAGGCAUCGCCGUCACUCUGGGUCUACCAAUUUCAAUGCACCAGAAUGGGCUGGGCAAGCGGCAUUGCCAGAUGAUACAGGCUUGGAUAAGGACGUUGAACAAGAGGUGGGGGCUUCAGGGGAAGGGGAAACCAGACGUGGGACUCUUGUCACUUUCUUUGGUAAGCGUCAGUCUAGGGUGCCUUCGAUAGCCAUGGAAGACAUCAACGGGAAAGGAGGAAAAGAGGAAACAGAACAACUGCUUCGUGGAGAGGCUGGGACGGGCUCCACUUCCGAGGCGUUCGGGGAUGCAAAUGGCAAAGUACCAGAGCCCCAUAUGGAAUCUUCUCAGGAGUCCCAGCCUCCAAUAUCUUAGGAGGAAGUUCCUCCUAAACAGUGAGAAGGCACACCCACCUCUUAGGUUCUUCCUAUAGCAGACAGUUUUUAUGCCUUAUAUACAUACCUUUAAGUAUAUCCUAUAUCUUAUAGGAUAGAUAUAUCCCAUAUCCUGUAUUUCCUGGCCAUUAGAUUAGGAUGUCCCUUGUUCAUAUGUGAGGGAUGGGUGGAAGAUGGAGGAGCUGAAGAGAGAUUUCUCUUCCUCAACUACUCUUCUGAAAUUCCUGAGCAGCUCCCUACCUCCCACUUCGUUAUAAGGCAUAGGUAUGACAGACCGAAAUGCAGAGAGAAACUAAAGUUCCUGGUUUCUCAGCUGCCAUUGGCCCAGCCCAGAUUCACCAAGUUCUUCUUUUUCUUUUUUUCCUCUUCUUUUAGAGGACAGAAAGGUUGACAUAAGGUUGGAUGGUUGUCAGGUUUCCAGGUGGUGGUGAUGGUGGUGGAGAAUGCCGUGAAGAGGUGAGGGGUUGUGGCUGAAGACUGAGCAUAGAUCAAUGUUUCUCAACCUUGGUAACUUUAAGAUGGGUGGAAUUCUGGGAGUUGAAGUCCCACCCAUCUUAAAGUUGCCAAGGUUGAGAAACACUGGUCUAUAUUGUAGGAGAAAGUUUUGAUCACCAUUGCCUGAAGAAAGUAUAUUAACAAAAGCUAAUUUUUUUAUGAUGCUGCAAAUUGCUUGGGUGAUUCAUUCUCAGAAGUGCUGUGUGAAUGGCUUUUAUGCAUGCAUACAGGAAUAUCUUAACUAGAUUUUUCAUUAACUCAGAUUUUUUUAUUGUAUCAGCUCUCUGGGUAUGACUAUAAAGAAAUGUCUUUAUAUGGGUAUUCCCAAAGAGCUGACAUAGCUGGCAGUAAAAUAUACGUAGGUUUAAAUGCUUUUAUUUAAUUCAGAAACCUUUCCAAUUAUUCUACAGUGCUCUGUCCUUUGCAUCACUUCAAAAGUGUAAAUUUUAAAACAGCCAGGAGAGAGGGUGUAUCUUCCUUUCUAAAAAAGCC
Candoia aspera is the source of this 2818-nucleotide messenger RNA. RefSeq names its product sialophorin (gene SPN). NCBI's taxonomy places the organism in Eukaryota, Metazoa, Chordata, Lepidosauria, Squamata, Candoiidae. The coding region runs from base 570 to 1811 and encodes 413 amino acids. Gene Ontology annotation, biological process: cell surface receptor signaling pathway; regulation of immune response; type II interferon production. Gene Ontology annotation, cellular component: external side of plasma membrane. The record is from RefSeq and is a predicted model, not a curated record. The transcript has 3 exons. Gene Ontology annotation, molecular function: transmembrane signaling receptor activity; heat shock protein binding.